AUGACAGCGACAACCAGCCAGCAGGCGGUCGUGGGCGCGGGCGACGGCACACCAACCACAGAGCAAGCAAGGGCGGCCUCGCCAACAGCGCGGUCCUCAACAUCCACGCCUGUGACCGGCCGAGUGCGAGGCCUUUCCGAUUCCUUCGAGCAGUCCCGCCUCCCUGAAGGCUUCUCCGCCGCCACUGGCAAUAUUGCGUCAACCAUCUUUGCGAGUCAACCUGCCAAGGUGUUCCCCACGCCUGCUGUCAGUGAAGCCAAAGUCAGCGACUCCUCCACCAUACAGGAGGAAUCAUGCGAGGUCACACCAUCGCGGGCCGAUACUGAGCGCAACCUCACCAACGUCGCCAAAUUCUCAGAAGAGCCAGCCGCCGCGGCGCCGUACCGCAAUGGCUAUCACUUUCCUCCGCCUCACAGCGCCUGGCAGUCUACCAAGUUGGGGCUGGUUGCGUUCUGGAAGUACUUUACAACCCCCUUGGGCUUUGUCGUGACGAUAUACGGACUCAACAUUGUGGCAUGGGGCGGCAUGCUGUUCUUGCUCCUAUGCAAUGCCGCCCCCGCCAUGUGCUAUCCCACCUGUAACGACAUCAACUCGCCCAGGAGGAAGUGGAUAGAAUGGGACUCCCAGAUCCUGAACGCCCUGUUCUGUGUGACAGGCUUUGGUCUCGCGCCUUGGCGCUUUCGCGACCUCUACUACCUGUUGAAAUUUCGAAUGCGCGGAAGCCACAUUCACCUGCGCCGACUCGCGGGCAUCCAUGCCGGCUGGUUUCGACUGCAAGGAUCCGAGACGCUUGACCCGAGCAUUGGGCCCAAGACCGAGCCGACAAAUGUCGACGAACAUGUUCUGCCGUUUCCCUUGACCAAGACACCCGAUCCACCACUGACGGGGGUCCGCGCACCGCCCACCAAGCUCUGGAAGCUCGACCUCGUCAUCUGGCUCAUGGUGUGGAAUACGUUCUUCCAGAUUUGUCUCGCGACCUUCAUGUGGGCGUUGAACCGGUACGACCGCCCGAGCUGGACGACGGGACUCUUCGUCGGCCUCGCCUGCCUUGUGGCCGGCUACGGAGGGUGGAUCAUGUUUGCCGAGGGCAAGAAAGUCAAGAGCGUCGAGGGUGUCCCCGUGAGCGCAGAGGAUCUCAAGCGUCUGCACCAAGAUCGCGAACUGGGGAUAUACCACUACAAUAACAUCGCUGGCAAAGAGGAGAAGCGCAGCAAGAAGGCGGGGCGGAAUGAUAACGACGAGCACAUCAUUUAG
Emericellopsis cladophorae is the source of this 1254-nucleotide messenger RNA. RefSeq lists its product as uncharacterized. Lineage: Eukaryota; Fungi; Ascomycota; Sordariomycetes; Hypocreales; Bionectriaceae. The transcript is spliced from 2 exons. Bases 1 to 1254 code for a protein of 417 amino acids. The record is from RefSeq and is a predicted model, not a curated record.